AUGCCUCCCAAAAAAGUCAAGGCGCCAAAAGAAGAGGCAGUUUCGCUCGGUCCCCAGGUUGCAGAGGGCGAGCUCGUUUUCGGUGUUGCGCAUAUCUUUGCCUCAUUCAACGAUACCUUCGUCCAUGUCACCGAUCUGUCGGGCAAGGAAACCAUCUCCCGUGUCACUGGUGGUAUGAAGGUCAAGGCUGACCGUGACGAGUCUUCGCCCUACGCUGCCAUGUUGGCUGCCCAAGAUGUCGCUACUCGUUGCAAGGAAGUCGGUAUCACCGCCCUCCACAUUAAAAUCCGUGCGACCGGUGGUACUGGAACCAAGACUCCCGGCCCCGGUGGUCAGAGCGCUCUUCGUGCUCUUGCUCGCGCUGGCAUGGCCAUCGGUCGCAUUGAGGACGUAACCCCCAUUCCCUCUGACUGCACCAGACGGAAGGGAGGUCGUCGUGGUCGUCGUCUCUGA
Mycena indigotica is the source of this 453-nucleotide messenger RNA. RefSeq lists its product as uncharacterized. The transcript has 3 exons. Gene Ontology annotation, molecular function: mRNA 5'-UTR binding; small ribosomal subunit rRNA binding; structural constituent of ribosome. Gene Ontology annotation, cellular component: ribosome; cytosolic small ribosomal subunit. Lineage: Eukaryota; Fungi; Basidiomycota; Agaricomycetes; Agaricales; Mycenaceae. The coding region runs from base 1 to 453 and encodes 150 amino acids. Gene Ontology annotation, biological process: translation; maturation of SSU-rRNA from tricistronic rRNA transcript (SSU-rRNA, 5.8S rRNA, LSU-rRNA); ribosomal small subunit assembly. The record is from RefSeq and is a predicted model, not a curated record.